CACACACACAGCCUCUCUCCUCAGCUUGCUCUUCUCUGUCUCUCACCCACUGUCUCGCUCUCUGCCCCAGACACUGGAUUGCUCAGUGAUGAACUCUGUUUUGCUCCUGGACAGCUUCAAUGGACAGCCAUGUGAUUUAGAAACUCCAGUUACCACUGGAGCCUGCAGUACAGGGGGGUAAAAGGAGGAGGAGUGGAGCAAAAAGAGAAAAAAAGAGCUUUCCUUCGGUUUGGGUUCAGUCUGUGGAAAUAUAGCUCGCUAAAGAGAGGUUUCCAAUCUUAUCUGAGAUUGAUCUGGAGGCCACUGGGGGAGUGGAAACCUGAGACCUGAAAGUAUAUUUCCUUUCGUCCCCAACGCAGUGGUAGCUUCCAUUCAGAAGUCUCUCCGAUUCACACACUGGGUGGCUGCUGAGUCCCGCAGAUAACGGGGAAGGGAAUACUUAGGUGCCAGUUGAUUCAUACCAGGAGGGCUCUUUAUUUAUUUUUUUUUUUGUGGUUCCAGUUACCCCCCUUCCCCGUCUGUCUUUCUUUCCUGCAUGGAAAGACAAGGACGAUGGAUGGAUUCUUGGUAGGAUGGAUCGUUCUGCUGUGGGUAACAGCACUUGCUGAGGGACUGCAGGUCACAGUGCCUGAAAAGAAGAAGGUUGCUAUGCUGUUUCAGCCUGCCCUGCUUCGCUGCCACUUUUCUACUUCCUCCACCCAGCCGGCUGUGGUGCAAUGGAGAUUUAAAUCCUAUUGCCAGGACCGCACGGGAGAAGCUUUGGGUCUGACCCUCUCAGGGAUACAAGCGGUGAGCAAAAGGAACCUGGAGUGGGAUCCCUACCUGGACUGCGUGGACAGCAGAAGGACGGUCCGUGUCGUAGCCUCCAAGCAGGGAUCCGCGGUCACAAUAGGGGACUUCUAUAAGGAAAGAGAUGUCACCAUUGUCCAUGAUGCAGACCUCCAUAUUGGGAAGCUGAUGUGGGGAGACAGUGGGCUCUAUUACUGUCUCAUCAUCACCCCUGACGACUUGGAGGGCAAGAAUGAGGAGUCAGUGGAGCUGCUGGUUCUGGGCAGGACAGGGCUGCUUGCUGAUCUCUUGCCCAGUUUUGCUGUGGAGAUUAUGCCAGAGUGGGUGUUUGUGGGCCUGGUGAUCCUGGGGGCUUUCCUGUUUUUUCUCCUGAUUGGGAUCUGCUGGUGCCAGUGCUGCCCACAUAGCUGCUGCUGCUACGUCCGCUGCCCCUGCUGUCCAGAUUCCUGCUGCUGUCCACGGGCAUUGUAUGAAGCAGGCAAGGCUGCAAAAGCUGGAUACCCAUCUGCUGUUACGUCCAUCCCAGGUCCUUACUACAUCCCUACUGUGCCGGGAGCUGGCGUGCCAUCUCCUGUUGUGCUGAUGGAGAAGUCGCAUCCCCCUCCCCUAGCACCAAGUGACUCCAGCGGAGGAAGCCAAAAUGCAGUGCGCAAGGGGUACAGGAUCCAGGCCGACAAGGAGAGGGACUCCAUGAAGGUGUUGUACUACGUCGAGAAAGAACUGGCACAAUUUGACCCAGCCAGGAGGAUGCGAGAGCGAUAUAACAACACCAUCUCUGAACUCAGCUCCUUGCACGAGGACUCAAACUUCCGUCAGCCUUACCGGCAGGUGCGAAGGAAACCCCUCCCUCCUGCAGGGGACCUGGAUGGUGAUGCGGAGUACUGGGCAGGGGUGAUCAGCGGAGGUGGUGCAUCAAGGACACAGGCGGUUUCUGAUUACAGGGAGGAGAGGGACAGCUUUAGGCACAGCCAGCAGAGAUCGAAAUCGGAAAUGCUGUCGAGGAAGAACUUCUCUGUGGGCGUGCCAGCCGUCUCCAUGGAUGAGCUGGCAGCCUUUGCAGAGUCCUACAGCCAGCGUGCCCGCCGGACAGAUGGUGGCCAGGAGCCCCGGCGUUUCGAGAGGUCGGAGUCGCGAGGGGGACGCGGCGGGGUGGUGCAGCAUCAGGACAGCUCCUCGGAGGAGUACUAUGGCAAACGCAGGGGGAACCGCGAGCCGCAGACAGACUCGGAUCGGGGCUGGUCAUACAGCCCGCCCAGGAGACGGGCCCACGAUGAGAAGCACCUGCCCAGGCUGGUGAGCCGGACACCUGGAGGGAGUCAGAAGUAUGACCACUCCUACCUCAGCAGCGUCCUAGAGAGGAAGUCCCGGAGCUAUGAGGAGAGUGGCGAACGCAGUGAGACACCCUCCAAGCUGAGCUCGCAGCCCAGCCAGAGAGGGGGAACGUAUUAUGCCUGGUCACCGCCAUCCACCUACAAAGCAGGGCAGCAGCAGCAGCAGCAGCAGCAGCAGCCGCCAAAGCAAGAGGAAGGAGAAGACACCCUGCCUCCAUACAGCGAGAGGGAGCUGAGCCGAGGCCCUUCGUACAGGACCAGGGAGCAGGCUUACCUCAAUGCCUCGGACAAGAAGAGGAAAAAGGAGCCCAAGAAAACAAAUGAUUUCCCAACCAGGAUGUCCCUUGUGGUUUGAUGUUGUCACAGAAGAGUCGUGUUGAUGGGCUGGGUACCAUGAGGUGGCCGUGAGGCUGAGAUACAGAGCUCUGAGCAAACAGGUCCCAAUGAACCUUUGCAGCCACCAGCCAUGGACAUUCUCUUUCAAUUGUCUGUUUCACCAUGGGAGUGGAGGCCAUCUGUAGAGGCAGACUCCAACGAAUAGCUCUCAUCCCACUUGCUGUGGGAGAGUCCUCCAGGAAGAUCAAUGAUGGGGCUCUCUUUGGAACUCUGUUCCACAUUGCAAGGCAGCUGUCACCAUAUUCCGUAUCCCAAGGGUCCCAAACUGAAAGAGAGGCUGGCUUCUUGCCUCUCACCCCAGAAUGCCUCAUCCCACAUUAGGAGAGGCCUAUCUCCAUACUGCUUGCUCUCACUGUUUCCCAUGACCUAGACUUGGAAGGAAGUUGUCUUCAUGCCUCUCACACUCAGAGCCUUAGGAGGUGGGGACUGCCUCUCACGCUCAUCACAUCGAGAUGUCUCCAUGUCUCAUCUCUUCCAUGCUGGGAGGAGGCCUCAUUGUAAGAACUGCAGGUUUCCUCAAGAUGGCAAGGUCCCCAUCCCCUGAAAGUUCUGAAAGAAAAUCUCUAGCAAAAAAACGCUGAGCGUGGCACUAUGCUAAGGGCUGAGCAGGGAGAGAAACAAAUGUGGGUUGGUUUGUUUGAUAUUUUUAGUCCUAUUCAUUCAGUGAUGGGAACUGCGAGUGAGAUUUUAUGUACUGUUUUAAAAGUGGAUCUAAGUAGAUUUUAUUGUAAUGAGAACAUAACAUUGUUCUUCUCACUGUUGCUUGUCUUGAUAUGUGUGGAUUUCUUUGAGGCUGAGAUCUGACCAUAUAAAGCUUCAGAUGGGUAAUCUGAUCAUAUGACAAACCCAG
Gopherus flavomarginatus (Mexican gopher tortoise) is the source of this 3366-nucleotide messenger RNA. It is a transcript of the gene ILDR2, whose product is annotated as immunoglobulin like domain containing receptor 2. Gene Ontology annotation, cellular component: membrane. The transcript has 10 exons. Lineage: Eukaryota; Metazoa; Chordata; Testudines; Testudinidae. The record is from RefSeq and is a predicted model, not a curated record. Gene Ontology annotation, biological process: pancreas development. The coding region runs from base 553 to 2475 and encodes 640 amino acids.